Messenger RNA from Plasmopara halstedii, 501 nucleotides. Its product is annotated as d-tyrosyl-trna deacylase. The transcript is spliced from 5 exons. Gene Ontology annotation, cellular component: cytoplasm. Gene Ontology annotation, molecular function: D-tyrosyl-tRNA(Tyr) deacylase activity. NCBI's taxonomy places the organism in Eukaryota, Oomycota, Peronosporomycetes, Peronosporales, Peronosporaceae. Gene Ontology annotation, biological process: tRNA metabolic process. The record is from RefSeq and is a predicted model, not a curated record. Bases 1 to 501 code for a protein of 166 amino acids.
AUGAAGGUCGUCCUGCAGCGUGUCCUCAGCGCAUCCGUGCUUGUUGAGGGUAACGUCGUUGGUGCAAUUGGUCCAGGACUGUUGUGCUUUAUCGGCAUUGGCAAUGAUGAUACUGAAGAUGACGCUGAAUGGUGUUGUCGUCGUAUACUAAAUGCUCGUUUGUGGCCUGAAGAAUCAAAACGUCCAUGGAAAUUAUCUGUAAAGGAUAAAGAGUAUGAGUUGCUUCUUGUGAGUCAAUUUACGCUGCACGGACAAUUCCUCGGAAAUAAACCUGAUUUUCACCUUUCCAUGACACCCAGCUUAGCUAAGGAAUUCUACGACGCAUUCUGCGAGCGCGUGCGUCGUGAUUACGUUGCUGACAAAGUGGCGGAGGGUAUGUUUGGAGCCUAUAUGGAAGUCUCACUUGUGAAUGAUGGGCCCGUAACGAUGCAGCUCGAUUCGAAAAUACUUGGGAUGCUCAGACAGACGACUUAUCCUCAAAUGCAGUACUAUGUAGCUUGA